Molecule: messenger RNA, 1284 nt
Organism: Diuraphis noxia (Russian wheat aphid)
Lineage: Eukaryota; Metazoa; Arthropoda; Insecta; Hemiptera; Aphididae
Source: RefSeq, a predicted model, not a curated record
AUGAAAGCCAAUACUAGURAAACUACCAAGCAGGUCAUUCUAUCUGACCUGAAUAAGGUAUUAGACCCAUUAGGUUUCCUAGUACCAGUCCUAAUAAAAGGGAAGAUAUUUAUCCAGCAAAUCUGGCAAUUAAAGAUAUAUUGGAACUGCGCGCUACCAGAGGACAUACAACGCAGAUGGGAUAGUUUUUAUACCGAAGUCGAAGGUUUACGAUUUGUGACAGUACCCAGGUGUGCAUCUGUAACUGCGAGGUGUCAAAUUGAAAUACAUGGCUUUUGUGACGCUUCCCAAGAAGCAUACGGUGCCUGUGUUUAUGUACGUUCAAAAGAUCAAGCCCAUAAGUGGCACUCUCAGUUGUUAUGUGCAAGAAGCCGAGUAGCAUCCUUGAAAGGUGAAACAAUACCUCGGCUAGAAUUGAGUGGUGCUCUAACUCUAGUUCACCUAAUUCGUAAACUCGCUUCAGCCUGGGAGGUGGAUUGUCGUAAAUACUACUUAUGGACCGAUUCCACAAUUGUCCUAGGAUGGCUUAAUGCUCAGACUGUUCAUCUCAAAGUGUACGUAGCAAAUAGGGUCGCUCAGAUACUGGAGCUAACCGACCCAAAACAGUGGCGUUAUAUAAGUACCAAAGAAAAUCCUGCUGAUAUAAUUUCCCGAGGUAUUAGCGCAAGAGUUCUUAGUAACUCAGAACUUUGGUGGAACGGUCCGAAGUGGUUAUCUGACAACGAUAAUGCAAGUACUCUAGGGGUUUACUCUUCAAUAGAGGAAUAUAAACUACCUGAACAACGUCCAUUGCAAUUGUCAUUAGUGAUAGUAGCGAAUAUCGAUAAGAUUUUUCAACAUUAUUCUGAGUGGAAUAGACUUAGAAAGGGCGUCGCCUGGUUGCGCAGAUUUGUUGAGUUUCUCCGUUCGAAGAGUUUAGUAUCUAAAACCAAGUACCUCACGUUAGCCGAAUUGAAAAAAGCCCAACAUUGGAUUCUAGUUAGGGUGCAGGCAGAAGCAUUUCUUGAGGAAAUAUCAGCAAUAAGGCCAAUAAAGACAUCUCCCCAAGAAGCAACCGUGUGUCAAGUUUAUUGGCCAUUAAAGGGCCGCCUGUUAGCUCGUUAUACUGUACAUCGGUGCAUACCAUGUGUCCGCGCUAAGCCUAAGUUCCAAAUUCCAUUAAUGGCUCCGCUGCCACAGCAGCGCGUUAAAUGUUCACGACCGUUCAGCAUUACUGGCGUAGAUWUCGCGGGUCUAGUCAUGAUACGAAGUGGUAGCCGUGAACGAGCUAACAAAAAGGCUUAG